Trichoplax adhaerens is the source of this 1062-nucleotide messenger RNA. RefSeq lists its product as uncharacterized. Gene Ontology annotation, biological process: negative regulation of transcription by RNA polymerase II. The transcript is spliced from 12 exons. The annotation marks the transcript as partial. Gene Ontology annotation, molecular function: nucleosome binding; protein binding. The record is from RefSeq and is a predicted model, not a curated record. NCBI's taxonomy places the organism in Eukaryota, Metazoa, Placozoa, Uniplacotomia, Trichoplacea, Trichoplacidae. Gene Ontology annotation, cellular component: ESC/E(Z) complex.
GAAGAACAUGGCAAGCCACUCUUUGGUGUUCAUUUUAAUUAUUCUUAUAGCCAUCCUGAUGAUUCCAAGAUAUUUGCAUCAGUGGGAGCCAAUAAGGUUUCAAUAUAUCAAUGCACUGAUGAUGGUAGAAUUAAGUUACUCCAAGCUUAUACCGAUCCUGACCCAGAAGAAGAUUUCUAUACUUGUGCCUGGUCUUACCUUCACAAUACAUCUGAAUUAAUUUUGGCUAUUGCAGGAGCUCGAGGCGUUAUUAGAAUUAUUAACGCUGCUACUACCGUUUGCAUUAAGUGUUAUCCAGGCCAAGGAAAUGCCAUUAAUGAGCUUAAAUUCCAUCCUUUGGAUCCUAAUAUUUUAGCUUCAGUUGGAAAAGAUCAUUUAAUUCAUUUGUGGAAUAUUAAGAAUGAUACAUGCAUUGCCAUUUUUGGUGGAAUUGACGGUCACCGAGAUGAAGUCUUGAGUGUUGAUUUCGAUAUUUUGGGAAAAAAAAUAAUCUCUUCUGGAAUGGAUCAUUCUAUAAAAAUGUGGACGUUGGAAUCGGAAAUACUAGAAGAGACGAUCAAGAAAUCCUAUGAAUAUAAUCCUGUGACUGCGGAUAAGUCGUUCAAGAUCCUUUACGUAGAUGAGCCACAAUUUUCUACUCGCGAUAUUCAUCGGAAUUAUAUUGACUGUGUUAGGUGGUUUGGCAAUCUAAUAUUAUCAAAAUCCUGUGAGAAUUCCAUCGUCUGUUGGCAGCCGACGUGUCUGACGGAGAAGCUCAAUCCGAAUAUUAAGAAGGAACGAAAUUGUUUUGAACGUUCUAGGUUUGACUAUAAUCAAUGUGACAUCUGGUACCUCCGAUUUUGCUUAGAUUAUCAACAAAAGACAUUAGCUGUUGGAAAUCAAGUUGGGAAGGUAUUCUUAUGGGACUUGGAAAACGAAAAUUUAAGUCAGCAUCGUGCUGUUGUUUUAUCACAUCCGAAAUGUUCUGCUGCCAUUCGACAAAUAGCUAUUAGCCGUGACGGCUCUUGCUUGGUUCAUGCUUGCGAUGAUGGAACUAUCUGGCGAUGGGACAAAAAGAUGUAG